Molecule: messenger RNA, 1368 nt
Organism: Penicillium soppii
Lineage: Eukaryota; Fungi; Ascomycota; Eurotiomycetes; Eurotiales; Aspergillaceae
Exons: 2
Coding region: 1-1368 (455 amino acids)
Source: RefSeq, a predicted model, not a curated record
AUGAAGCCUUCAUUGAAACCUACUCUUAAUCCUGGCUCUGCUCCUAGGCCUGCCGCCAAGCCUACCUUGCGAGCAACCCAAUACGCUGAGGAGUACGAUAUCGCAGAACCACUCAUUGCGUCCAUCCUUUGGGGUCGUUCCAGCGAAAGGAAACAAGCCUCCCUUCAGCUUGACUCUGUAAAUGAUCAAAUUCGGGCAAAGAACAUUAAACACAAGAUUCCUAAAGCAAAUGGAUGUAUCGAUAUUGCCGCCUUCAAGAUCGCUGCCGAGCAGCUAGGUCAAGCUUCAAUAGCCUUUGCGGCAAGUCAAGACACCAAAUUGUUCUCGCAUACGAAGAGCGAGCUCGACAAAUGUAUCAGUCGAGGCAAAUUGCCUAAGUCUUGGAACAUUGAAUGGGGGGAAUUUCUGGAUUUUCAUGGUGAACGAGUUGCUCGAUUGAACACACAACUCAAUCAGCACAAAAAAAACCGGAACGUCCAAAGGAACCGUUCUGAUGAACCGGAGAAUAGAUACAAUGAUGGAGAUGUGCAGACAAGAUACCAUAAAGAUUCCGGUGUUGACGAUGAGGAGAAUGAGGAGGAAGCCCAGGAUGAGUACCUUGACGGAGAGGACAAAUACAGUGACCAAGAAGACGAAUACUAUGAUGAUGAUGAUGAGGAGGAGGAGGAGGAGGAGGAAUACGACGAGUAUGACGACGAAGAAAUUGAAUAUGAUCGGGGCGAGAGAGAUGGAUACGACGAAGGCAAAGGUGAAUAUAGUGAAGAGAAUUUGCUCGAUCAGGAGGUCCUAGGUCAUGAUUCCUCUGAUGAUGGCCCAGAAUUGGUCUACCACACAGAGCGCGAGCUAGAGUGCGUCGACAUUGGUUUGGUUAGACGCCGAGCACAACAUCACUAUGGGCUUCUCUUGGCCUCGGGGUCCAUCCUCGGUUGGCGAAAGACUAAGCUGGCAGGCGUGGCAGCAGUGAUGGGAUACGAGUGUCGAGGUAAGAGGACUGCCCGUGUGAGGCAGCACAAGGAACCAAAUGAUGGAGCGGAGUCUGUGAUGAAGGACCGCUCUUUGCCAAUUCUCGGGAUUGGCUUGAUAGCUUGGGAAGUGGAUUCAAAGUCUGUAUUCGAGCCAACGAAGUCCUUGUACCCGACUCCAAAUGGGAAAUAUCCGGCUACAUUUAUUGCAGUGCGUUGGGAGGGUGAUAUCUGGACAUGGGAGUCUCGCGAGGAAUUCCAUUGCUUGAUGAAAGACCUCAGCCAGUUCGAGGUUGACAUCCUCUUAUACUUCAUGGCAAUAUCCCAGGAAGGAGACUAUCUCAAGGCCAUGACCGGGGAAAAACCGACAUUCCCAGUUCCAGGCUUUGACAUUGCAAGCACCUAA